AUGAAUUAGAACUACUUAUAUUAACCUAAGCUUUGUUAAAAUAAUCCGUAGCAUUCAAAUUAGUCUAAAUAAGAAUACCACUAAAACAAUACUAAAAUGUUUGUAUGUUAUGACUUGGUAAAAAAAGAAUUGAUACCAUUAAAAUUUGCAAAGUACACAGCCAAAAUUUUACCUGGAUUUUGUAUUGUAGAAUUAGAAGUAACAUAUUCUACUGAUAAUCAAACUAAACCAAUAGAACUGGAAAGUUUAUUUUCAAUUAAUGAAAAAGCCGCUGUUACAAAAAUGGUUGUAGAAUUAGGAGAAACUAAAGUUAAUUGUGUAAUAAAGGAAGAGGAGAAAGCUAAAUAAGAAUAUAAGGAAGGUCUAAAGCAAGGGAAGACUAUGGCUUAUAGUCAUUAGGAUUCAAAAUUCCCAUAAAUAAAGAGAGUGAAAAUAGGAUAACUUGCACCAAAUAAAUUAUUGAAAAUUACUUUUGAAUAUAUACACCCUCUAGAGGUAUUUCUUAAUAAAUUUUGGAAAUUCGAACUAUUUCCAGUUAUCGAUUAAAAUUAUGUACAUUUUGAUUACUAAAAAAUGAUUGGCAUUCAUGAUGAAGAACUGCAUAACUAUUUAAAUCAAUUAUUUAAGAUUAAUAAUUUCAGGUUUGAAUUUAGAUAAGAAAUUUAAGUGGAAAUAAAUUUUGAAUACCCAAUUACAUUUUGGAAAUCUCCUACUCAUAAACUUUAAUCAACAAAUGCUAAAAAUAACUCAGGUUUUCAAACAGAGGGAAAUUAAAAAAAAAUAAUACUUUAAUUAUAAGAUAUUCCUGAGAACUAUGAACCAACCAAAUAGUUUACUUUACUUUUUUCUUCAGAUGAAAUUAAUUUACCUCGUGCUAUCUUGAGUCAUACUGAUAAUGAUGCAUUACAAUAUUAAAAAUAUUGUGCUACAUUAACCUUCAUUCCAAAAUUUAAUGAAGUUUCAUUAGACGAUGCUUAUACAUAAUAUUUAGAUGGUUUAAGUAUGGCUGACAAUUAAGUAAUUAAUAGAGGCAACUACUUAUUCAUAAUUGAUCGAAGUGGAUCCAUGAGUGGAUCUAGGAUCAAAAAAGCUAAAUAAGCUCUAAUUCUUUUUCUGAAAAGUUUACCCUAAGAUUCUGUGUUUAACAUAAUUUCAUUUGGUACUAAUUUUUCAUCGUUGUAUAAAGUCUCCAAACAAUAUUCUCAAACAUUAUUAGAAGAGGCAAUUAUACAUGUUGAAAAAAUGUAGGCUGACAUGGGAGGAACUGAAAUACUGACUCCAUUAAAGAAGAUGGUUUACAAUGAAAGUUAUGGCACAUCCAAAAAUACAACUUUGAAUGUAUUUUUGCUUACUGAUGGAUAGGAUGAUGCUGAUCCAAUUAUUAAAUUGGUUUAAUCUAAUAAUCAAGCGCAAACAAGAAUCUACACAUUAGGAAUAGGUAUAGGUUGUAGUUAAUACUUGAUCAAAAGUGUGGCUGAAGUAGGAAAUGGCAAAUAUCAAAUUGUUAGCGAUAAGGAAGAUAUAAAUGAGAAAGUAAUUGACCUAUUAGAAGAUUCAUUAACACCGUAUUUACAAGCAUUUACAUUAGAAUCAAAUGUAGUUAAUGUAGCUUCCAUUAUUCCCAAUCCAGAAUCAAUAGUUUGUUUAAAGAAAAAUUAAGAACUUACAAUCUAAGUUCUGUUUCCAAAGGAAUAAUAAUAUGAAAAUCUAGAAUUUAAGAUAAAUUGUUUUGAUCCCUAAAAUUAAAAAAAAAUACAAUAUUCUGUAAGUUUAAGCCUGAAUUAAUCUUAAAACAAUGAAUAUUUUCAUAAAUUAGCAGCCUAUAAAUUAAUAACUUAUUAUGAAAACUCAAUAAAAUAUAAUUAACAACAAUUGAAUUUUAUCAAACUUAAUAAGGAGAAUCUUGAUUAAAAAGAUAUUAUUGAUUUAUCUGUUUAAAAUCAAAUUCUAUGUUCAAAAACAGCAUUUGUAAGCAACCUUUGUGAUUUAGAGGAUUAAUUUUAAUAAUAAGUUCAAUCUUAGCGAGAUCAAUUUGAUAUUGAAAUAGAUUUGAUUUUAAAAAAAUCCUAAUAGAUGUUAAACGACUGUGAACUUUUGUGUCAGACUCUUAAAUGCACGAAUAGUGAAACUAAUAAAAAGAGCAAAAGCUCAGCAAGUUGUUGUGGAGGUGGAGGCUCUUAAAAGAACUAUGACAGAUUCAGCUAAAUAUCUUACAUUCCUGAAAAAUAAUAACAAUAAACCUAAUUCACUCAAAUAUAAUUAUAAUAAUAACAGUAAAAAAAAAUAAACAUAAAAUAGGCAGGCAAAAUAGAUAAUGAUAACCUUACUUAUGAAAAAUUAAUUGCAUUUGCUUUAGCAGACGGUAGUUUUAGAAUCGAUCAAGAAAUGCAAUAAAUAAUCAAUUAUAAAAAUUUGAAAAAUCAUUAAAAUCUAAAAGCUGAUGUUUGGAAUACUUUCCUAGCGUUAUUAUACUUAGAAAAUUAUUUUAGCCAAUUUAAAAAAUCAUGGUAGUUGGUUUAUUAAAAAGGUAUAUCAUAUCUAAAGCAAGGUGGUAUAGAUUAUAAAUAAAAGAAGAUUGAAUAUUUAAUUAUAUGA
Molecule: messenger RNA, 2595 nt
Organism: Paramecium octaurelia
Lineage: Eukaryota; Ciliophora; Oligohymenophorea; Peniculida; Parameciidae
Source: the annotation of a GenBank genome assembly